AUGCAAGGUCUGGCAAUCUUGGGGCACCACUGGCAAGCGACUCUCGCCAAAUCGAAAGAGUUGGAACUUGGUGAAGAAUAUGGUGAACAGGAGCCAAGCACACGUUACGAGUUGACGAACAAAGUAAUUGGCAGGCCUGUUGACAAUACUGUAGCAAGCCUCUGGCAUCGGCGCAACCAUUCUGUAGCUGAAAAGUAUCCUGAAGUCAACUAG
Protopolystoma xenopodis is the source of this 213-nucleotide messenger RNA. The record is from the annotation of a GenBank genome assembly. Lineage: Eukaryota; Metazoa; Platyhelminthes; Monogenea; Polystomatidea; Polystomatidae.